AUGCAAGAGAGAUUCCGUCCUGCUAUCAAGUAUUUUGGAGAUAUAAUAAGUGUGGGCCAGCGAUUGUUACAAGGUGCACGCAUUUUAGGAAUUCCUGUUAUUGUCACAGAACAGUACCCUAAAGGGCUUGGAAGCACAGUACAAGAACUUGAUCUAACUGGUGUGAAACUUGUAGUCCCAAAAACAAAGUUCUCUAUGGUCUUGCCAGAAGUUGAGGCAGCAUUGGCUGAGAUACCUGGAGUUCGUAGUGUUGUAUUAUUUGGUGUUGAGACACAUGUUUGUAUUCAGCAAACCGCAUUGGACCUAAUUGGACGAGGAGUAGAAGUUCACAUUGUAGCAGAUGCUUCGUCUUCACGAAGCAUGAUGGAUAGGAUGUUUGCCUUGGAGCGCCUGGCAAGAAAUGGAAUUAUAAUCACCACAAGCGAAGCUGUACUUCUGCAGCUGGUAGCGGAUAAGGACCAUCCUAAAUUUAAGGAAAUCCAAAACCUUAUCAAAGCAAGUGCCCCCGAGUCAGGACUACUCUCUAAAGUGUAA
Molecule: messenger RNA, 534 nt
Organism: Staurois parvus
Lineage: Eukaryota; Metazoa; Chordata; Amphibia; Anura; Ranidae
Source: the annotation of a GenBank genome assembly